AUGCGGCUGCACUCAUCAGCUAGUUCGGUGGCCUUGGUAUUGGCUUCGUCGCUGCUGUUGGUCUUAUUGACCAUUACACCAGAAGUGAAUUCUGUUUAUGUUUAUGGUGAACCAAAAUAUAAAUGUCCGGCAAAACCCAAAUUAAUCUUCCCCUGUGUCUGUUAUAACAACACCGAUAUUGGCAUCUAUGUAAGAUGUGAUAAUACAAAUUUGGCCACCCUAUCGGUGGCCAUGCAAAAUUUGGCAGCCUUGGAAUUACCCGUUGAGGAGCUGACCAUCAAUAAAGGGCAUUUUGAACGUCUCUUUGGCCCGCUAUUUUCCAAGGUACCCGCACGUAAGAUGACAAUUAUGGAUACACCUGUGAAUACCCUGGAUGAUUAUGUAUUCCAUGGCAUUAAUAAAACACUGGAGGAAUUGUAUUUUGUAAAUACACAUUUGGGCCAUAUAUCACCAUUGUCGUUUGGGGUCCUGGGCAAACUUACCACUUUAGAAAUUGAUAAGCAUAAUUUCACAACACUGCCGAAGAAUUUAUUUGCCGAUCAGUAUAUAGCCAAUACGGUGACUGUGGUGAGGCUUACCAAUGGCCUCUUGAAUGAUUUGCCCAUUGAAACAUUUCAGCCCCUGCGAAAACUGAAGACCCUCGAUUUACAUGGCAAUCAGUUGGAAAAUCUGAAACGAAAUCAAUUUAAAAAUCUGCGUGAACUGGAAGUGUUGGAUAUCAGCUUUAAUAAAAUCAAAAAACUUGAGGGUCAACAUAUCCAAGAUCUGACGAAAUUGGGUUGGUGUAAUGCUUCACAUAAUGCCCUGACGGAAUUGUCCCGUGGUGCCUUUGCUCGCAAUGCUGUACUGAAGGUGUUGAAUUUAUCGCAUAAUAAAAUACAAAAAUUGGAUGCAAAUAGUUUUCGUGGUAUGCGGUUUUUGAGACGUCUCUAUAUGAGCGACAAUCGUAUUUCGGAUGUGGGUAGAGGCACUUUUGGUGCUGUGGCUCGUAUUGGUACGAUAGAUUUGGCCCGCAAUGCCCUGAAGAAGGUGGAUUAUCAAAUGUUUACUCAGUUGAAUUAUAUUGAGAUCUUAAAUCUGGCUGAAAAUAAUAUAACCUUGAUCGAAAAGAAUUCCUUUAAGGACAUCUAUCAAUCGGUCAUUAAUAUUUCGCAUAAUGCCUUGGAGACGAUACAACCGAAGGCUUUUGAAAAUUGUGUUAAUAUAACGGUAUUGGAUUUGAGUUUUAAUCGCCUGACGAAUUUCUCCAAGGGGGUGUUCGAUGAGACCACCUUUGCCACGGAAUUUCAAUUGAGCCACAAUUACUUUAGCAAUUUGGCGGAUGUCCCUUUGGAAUUCAUGAGCGCAUUGAAGGUUUUAAAUGUCUCCCACAAUAAUAUAACCACAGUACCGAAAAAUACCUUCCCCAAGCUAUACGAACUUCACACCAUCGAUAUAUCCCACAAUAAUAUCAGUUCGAUAUUCAAUGGUGUCUUUCAGACCCUCUUCUCUUUGCGUUUUGUUAACCUCUCUCACAAUAGUUUAACGGAAAUUAAAUCAUCAAUGUUCGGAACCUUACCCACCCUGCUGGAAUUGGAUUUAAGUAAUAAUCGUUUGGUGAAUAUUGUCCGAGGGGCCUUGGUAAAGCUGGCCAGUUUGAGACGAUUGGAUUUGUCGAAUAAUCGCCUGGAGAAAUUAUUUCAAAUUUCAAUAUCCCUCAAUGAGCUACAUAUGAGUCAUAAUCGUAUUAGUAAAAUACCAGCUGGAACAUGGCCUGUCAUGAAUUCAUUGCUCUAUUUGGAUUUGAGUUAUAAUGAAAUUGGAGAUUCUCUGGAGGAGAGUAGCUUUAGGGGGUUGUUGGUGCUGCAGCGACUGCAUUUGGAGGGUAAUGGCAUAACAAGGCCUCCUGUGGAAUGUUUGGCCGGCAUGUCCACCCUGCAGUAUUUGUAUUUGCAGCACAACAACAUCACGGUCUUGGAGAAAAGUGCCUUUGGCAAGCUACCCGUCCUCUUCGAGCUGAAUUUACACAACAAUGGCCUAUCCGAAUUGACGAAACGUUCCUUUGAUGGUCUUUUACAGCUGCUCAACUUGAAUAUGUCCUCAAAUGCCUUGAAGACCAUACCGAAUGAGGUAUUCUUUGGUCUGCCAUCAUUGAGGAAAUUGGAUUUGUCACACAAUAAGAUAAGCAAAUUGGAUAAUAAGACCCAUGGGGUCCUGGAUGAUCUAUUGAGUUUGGAAGAGCUCAACCUAAGCCACAACAAAAUAAGUUUUGUCACCAAGAAGACAUUCCCCGAAAAUCCCUAUAUCCCCUAUAAUCUGAAAUAUUUGGAUUUGUCCUACAAUCAAAUGCCUGUUCUAACCUACGAUAUUACCUUCGGAACGAAGAAGUUACUGAAAUUGAAUUUGUCGCACAACAGCAUCAACGAAUUGAGACGUGGUGUCCUUGGCAAUUUUACCCGCCUACAAUAUUUGGAUCUGUCGUAUAAUGAACUAUCAAAUUUGCAAUCGGAAGCCCAUCUCUUCGAUUUACCGAAAAAUUUAACGGAAAUCUAUUUACAAAAUAAUCAAAUCUAUCGUCUGCCCUUCGCUCAAUUCCUGCGGAAGGAGGAACAAUUUAAGACCAUCGAUUUAAGAAAUAAUAGUUUGACAGAAUUCCCUCUUUCGUUGGUGUGGAAUUUGCGGAAUGGUACAGAUGUUAGGUUUGAGGGUAAUCCAUUGCACUGCACCUGUGCAGCAAGGCCUUUGAAACAUUAUACCCUGCAGUUGGCGGAGUUGACGGAGGAUUUGAGAAAUGUUAACUGUGCAACGCCAGCGUUGAAUCGAAAUAAGUUCCUUAGAGAGGUGGAGGAUGAGACUUUGCAGUGCCCGGAGCCGGAUGAAAGGGAAAUGUACAAGGGAUUGGAAUAUGAUAAGCUGUCGGAUGUACGUUUUCGUGAUAUUGUGGUACACAACGGCAACAUCAGUGUCAUUUGGUUUGUGGUCACGUCCAGAGAUGUCGCUGAUUUCAUUGUCUUCAUACGUGAUCGUGACAAUAAUAUUUUAUAUCGUGAAGAUUUCCUCUAUAACAUUCGCCAGGCCGAUAUUCCGGUGUCGAUGUUCAGCGACAAUUUCGAGUUGUAUCGUGAGAUUUGUAUUAUCUCCAAGGAUAGCAAUGGAGAGACUGGCAAUUGGUUCCAUGCCCAAUGUGAUGAGCUGCCACCGCUGAAGGAGGAACGUCGUUUCUUUUUCUUUGCCUCCGCACCAUCACGUGGUCGUACCAAGUCUCGUUCGGCAGCUUCGAUGUCUGUGUGGCAGCCAAGUGUGGGAGUCGUGAUAAGUGUUCCAGUUUUCAUUGGCAGAGAUUGUCGAGAGCUGGAGUUAGACCAAGUACUAGAGAACCCAACUUGUGGCAGUGUCCGCAGUCGCCGUACCUUGUACUGA
This is a messenger RNA of Musca vetustissima, 3399 nucleotides long. RefSeq names its product toll-like receptor 3 (gene conv). The coding region runs from base 1 to 3399 and encodes 1132 amino acids. Gene Ontology annotation, molecular function: protein binding. The record is from RefSeq and is a predicted model, not a curated record. NCBI's taxonomy places the organism in Eukaryota, Metazoa, Arthropoda, Insecta, Diptera, Muscidae. The transcript has 13 exons. Gene Ontology annotation, cellular component: extracellular matrix.